This is a messenger RNA of Mya arenaria, 2620 nucleotides long. RefSeq lists its product as uncharacterized. The coding region runs from base 895 to 1596 and encodes 233 amino acids. Lineage: Eukaryota; Metazoa; Mollusca; Bivalvia; Myida; Myidae. The transcript is spliced from 3 exons. The record is from RefSeq and is a predicted model, not a curated record.
AACUGUUAUAAAGCAACAAGUAAGAAUAGUGUAUGUUCUGUAUGGAUCCGGCUGUGUUGUUUGAUAACAAUGUGUCACUAAACGUUUAUUUUCAUCAUACAUUGACAUCGGACGUAGGAUGGGACAUUUAAUUUUUUAAAAAUGCGCACGUCAAAAACUGAUAUAAAAUACGGAUAUAUUCAGGUACCUAGCCUCCUCGGAGUUUAUUUCCAGAGCAUUGCGAAAUCUGAUGAUCGCCUUCUUGUUGAAAGAAAUAACCGUAGUUGUAAAUUGCAGCUAUAAAAAUGAACUUUGCUGGUAUAUUGCGAAAUCACAAUCUCGGAGUUGACACGACAAGGAGAAUAAUUCUAACAAAAUGUUGCCUAGUAACAUGAACGGUAUAGUUGGUUUCUGAUUAUAUGAACUCGAGCGUCUAGGAAAAUACCACCGACACUGGAAUCGGAAAUUUCUCAAAUGAUAAAACACGAUUUGAUUAACUAAUGAUGAUUGAAAAAUAAAUAUGUUUUACCAGGAUAUUGUGUGAAGGUGUGGGGUUCAAGUCUAUGUGAAACUUUUGGAUGUUUAGUAGACUAAACAGGAAUUGGCAUUUCGAACGUAAUGAUAUACGGCCGCAUUAGUGCGAAGAAAAGAAAUAUGGAUAUUACACUAUUAAAGCCAUAGGCUGAAAGACGGUAUAAGUGACUAGGUAAGUGGGGGACAUUCCCUGGUGCGGAUAAAUACUGAAGCUGACACAACAAUGGACAUAAUUGGCCAAAAAGACCAAGACCAAAGAGGACUAUUACUCGUACUGCGAACAUAACUCAGUGCACGUGCUUAGGGAGCAGACUUUACUUCUCUGCCCGCCAAGACCAAUAUUAGCCCGUGAGUUGGGGCCAUAUCCGCACGGUCUAAAAAAUGGCGGUGAUGGACGGUGAAGCGGGAAUCAUCGUGGGAUGUGUGUUCGGCGGAAUAUUUGUGUUCACCUGCAUCAUCUCUUCCGUAAAGGCAAUCAGGGACCGCCGGAUUCUAAAGAAGCGAAUAGCUGCCAAGGAAAAAGAGCGAAAGGAGAACGGACAGCCGCCAGUAUGCGCGACAAUCGAGGACUACCACCCGGCCGCCAACGGACAGUCAACGUCCGGGGUUGCUCGGAAUGGCCGGGUGCCCGGGGUCGCGUGUACGGCAAAUAGCAACCACCUUACAGUACCGGGUCAACACGCGCAAAAUGGCGUUGACAAUCGGACAUUUGUACAUAGCAGCAAUGACAUCAAAACUUCCGGCGAUGAGGAACGUCGGAACUCAUGCAAAUCAAAAUUCUUGUCGGAAAACGAGCGUUCACCGGUGAACGAAAAUGUGCCAAAGCGAACAUUAUCGAAUGACUAUACAAAGCGUGCGCGAGACAGUGCGGCCCGUGAUGCGUCCCAUUCCUCGACGCGCAGAUAUUCGUACGGAAUAGCGGUGUGCGAACAUUCGUGGCUGCCGGGGGAUCCGCCAGACUACGCGUCAUCGGAGAAAAUAAUGAACACAUACAACUAUGGCAGUAGGAAAAGUGAGGGACAGUUGUAUAAGUCAACUGUUGGCUUUGAAAACAAAGCUUUCGACACCGAUACCCGCAAGUGAUUUUAAUGAAAAGUGUUCAUGAACUAUUAUAAAAACGUGUAACGUCGAUUUCCAUAUAAUGCUAAUGACAUUAAUCUCAUUAUUUGAUAUACGUUAGUGGAUCAUUGUAUCAUGUGUUACCUUGGUUUUUAAAAUCGCGUAAAUUCAGUUUCGAAGGCAACGCUCUUGCAAAAUGUUCGCAUCGUGUGUGACCUUGACCUAAAGUUGUAAAAUCGCGUAAAUUUAGUUGCGAAAGCAACGCUCCUGCAAAAUGCUCGCAUCAAGUGUGACCUUGACCUAACGUUGUAAAAUCGCGUAAACUCUGUUUCAAAAACAACGCUCUUGUAAAUUGUUCGCAUCGUGUAUGACCUUGACCUAAAGUGGUAAAAUCGCGUAAAUCCAGUUUUCCAGGCAACGCUCUUGCAAAUUGUUCGCAUCGUGUGUGACCUUAACCAUACAUUUGUAAAAUCCCAUUAAUUCAGUUUCGAAAGCAACACUCUUGCAAAAUGCUUGCAUCACGUGUGACAUUGACCUAAAGUUGUAAAAGGCGUAAAUCCAGUUUCGAAAACAACGCUCUUGCAAAUUGUUCUUAUCUUGUGUGAUCUUGAUCUAAAGUUGUAAAAUCGUGUAAAUCCAGUUUCGAAAGCAACGCUCUUGCAAAAUGCUCGCACCACGCGUGACCUUGACCUAAUGUUGUAAAAUAGCGUGAAUUCAGUUUAGAAAGCAACGCCCUUGCAAAAUGCUCGCAUCACGUGUGACCUUGACCUAAGGUUUGUGAAAACGUGCCAGUUUUCCAGCACGAUUUAGUUUCUAUAGCAACGUUCUUGCAAUGGUAGAUAGAGGACUAUCAUAACUAGUAGAAACUAGCGGGAUUUGUUUCAGUGCCUCCAGACAUACAUGAAUUUCAAUUAAAACUAACUCAUUGUUUCAUUUCUUUCUCCUCCCCCAGUGUCUUUUUGUACGUCCGUAUAUUUUCUCUACCGAUGAUGCUAUUGAAGUAAUUGGUACGGCAGUUUCCAAAUACACGACAAAUAUAUUCAUACAA